This is a messenger RNA of Fusarium verticillioides 7600, 4726 nucleotides long. RefSeq lists its product as hypothetical. Bases 2216 to 2728 code for a protein of 170 amino acids. Lineage: Eukaryota; Fungi; Ascomycota; Sordariomycetes; Hypocreales; Nectriaceae. The transcript is spliced from 2 exons. The record is from RefSeq and is a predicted model, not a curated record.
UCCUCUGGUAUAGUGGGAAAUAGGUGUGCUUGUUUGUCAGUUUGUAUUCAUGGCUACCGAGCUUCGGAGACUUCAAAUAAGCGGGCGCCAUCUUGCCCAGCUGCCCGGGUUUGCUAUGCACCAAAACCGCACUGCACCGCACGGUACCACGAUAGGACGCGGCUUGUAGAGUUUCUGAUUCCACUGCGACAUCUUGGUCGAUCGUGCUGGAUGCAGCGUACAUUGUGAUGGCCUGAGUGUGAUUUGCUGGCCCCUGGCCAUAGUGGUCAACGGGCGAAAGGUCGGUGAAUGUUCCAACACGACCCUUGGAUCCUUGAUCUACCUUACUUUGUAUGUAGGUCAGAGACCACCCACCCCCUCGUACUGGAGGCGGGGAGAGAUGCCGAAUCGCCCAGAAGAGCCGCAAACUGCGAGAUACCUGAAUUCAUCACGACCUUUUUCUUCUGCAGCACGGUGACCAAUUGACAUUGCGCGAUAAUGGCUCAGGUCGAGAGAACAAACGCCAUGGAUAGCCGCGCUUAGGCGAGCCACUGCGGCUUCAAAUCGAACAAGUACCAGUAUUAGCAAUAGAAUGCAUCUAAUCCUUGCAGUCUUGUCCCAAAUGCUUCUUUUUCAAUCACCUUGUGUGUCAUAUUCCGAGGAGACCAGGAAAGUCUCUGUUUUCAGUGAUGAGUGCAGAUUGUGGAAUAUCGAGAUGCCCGAUGUCGAAUAAUCGUGACCGUGUUACACCCGUUCUUUGAUCAAGCACCUUAGCCACGGUAGGCAAUAGGGCAUCGAAAUUUCAUCUCGGCGCACCCCGAGCCUCUGCUCUGAAGUACUUAUUCAUUCAUAUCUCGUUACCGGACCGGAAUUCGUCAGUGGAGUUCUGACCCAUUCAACGAAACAUCUGACCACAUUGUGGCGCCAUAUGAUCAAGGAGCUUGUCCUCAAGUCUAGGGUGACAAUAUCAUCUCAGCUGGAGGCCAACAAAGGUCGGUUGAGUUCCCAACGCACGUAUGUAAGAGCAAGGUGUGGUGGUUGGUGGCUGGUUAGGCAUGCUGAUGGAUGGACGACAGCAUCGGCUGUCGAUCAUGAUGACAGUGAUUCACGCCCACAUACCGACGUCAAGUUUUGUGUAAUGAGAAAGCUCCAGCUGUCUUAGCCGUAACUGGCCUUGCCCUUCAAUGGGGGACAUCUCUGAGGGACAAGAAUGUGGAGGGAUCCUUUGGAAUGGACCAUGCCGUCAUUCCGAUCACCCAAACGGUUUUUUGCAUAUCUAACCACGUUAGGAGCAUGGCACAGGGCUGAGACUUCAUUUUGCAAACGGACUGAUUCUGGGGGUUCGUUGAGAAGGAAAACGGACACGAUGUUAUAUGUGUUGAUGUUGGUGUUGGUGUUGAUACUCAAGUCUUGCCCCUAUCAUCGAAUUGUCUCUUGAUGCUCGCCAUAAGUAGUUAACGAUUAUUGGUACAUGUGAGCAUGAGCCAUCAUCGACAACACACCAAGGCAGCCACAGUUUACGAGUGGACAUAAUGGCACUGACAAGUAGUCUCGUAGGGAUCAAACCCGUGUGCGUGCAAUGCACUACGAUUGUGCCCAAUACAAUACCCACGGCGGUCGAGAUCAAGAACUACCCUACCCAUGGUGCAAUGCUACAUACAUACACAAUGUGCGCCAGGGUUUCGGGUAAUACAGGAAGCCAGGUUCAACAGCACAGGACAGUACGGCACACCAUUUCUUUCCAACGGAUAUGUUACUACCUGUACGUUAGUAAGUUGUGGUCAACAGCCAUGGAUGGAUGGAUGGAUGGAUGGAACGAGGCCAAAGAAACAGGUAAGGAGCAGAAGCACGAGCCAUGGCAAUAAUGAAACCGACAGACAGAAUGCCAACCGAAUGAGGAGAUGCUAUGCUUCUCUCGGCUUGGGCCUGAAGCUGUUUGUUCGUUCGUUUGUUGGUGGCUGUGGCUGGGCUGGACUAAGCUGACCUGGCUGGCUCAUUCUGGAAGCCUUCCCGUGCUGGAUUCCUUCUAGAAACAUUCUGUACCCAGAUAGGUACUCCAGCUUCCGUUCUAUUUCGUUCUGGAAGCCUUCCUAAUUGGACCAAACGGCCCUGGAGCGCUGGAGUAUCUGUUCACAUAGGUACGUUUACACGAACCACACCACACCCGUCCUUGCCCUACUACCCUACCCUCCCUACCUUACCUAGCCUAGUCUAGGUACCACAGCCCUUGGAUUGGAUGGGGAGUGGGUGGUCUAAGAGUGUCACCACUCAUCAACUCCAACCGGCCUCGCCGUGUCUCCAUCUAUCACCACCAAGUCCAACGAAACACAUCGCACCCGAGCCGAGGAAGAAGGGUUGGAAGCUGAGAAAAAUUCUUUGUCGUAAUUGCGUGCAAGCCUACCCACGAUCUCGUUGUCGCCCCGGCAGAGUUGGACCCAGAUUCAGCCAAUUCCGCAGCCCUCCGCUCCCCUCCCCUCUCGGCGCGUUCCAGAAGACUUUUUCGAAGCCCCAAAGAAAAGCUUUUAUUGAAACUAGUAUCGAUUUUCCUGUCUCCAAUAAUUGCAGCCAGACCAUCCAUGUCAGGAAGCUUCCACCGCUGCAACGGCCCGGAACUUGCUUGCUUGACACAGGGAUCUCACACCCAAGCUGGAGACAUGAGUCGGGACCCUGCCUACGGGUAUCAGAAGAGGAUGCCGUUGGCGCCGUCAUCUCUUUGCAAGAGUUAUAUCGCACCGCCUCACAUUGCUGACGUACAGGCUAGACUCGGUGCGAUCGAUGCCUUGCGAAGUCGCUAUGCUAUCCAAUGCAAAGCUCUCCCCCCCCCCCCCAGCAUCGCGUGGCCCAGUAAGCGGACGACGCCGUGUAUAUUUGCGACAUUUAAUAUGGUGUCGUAUCCCUGGCGUCUCUGAUUCUUUCCAAGAUCGGUCCGCAUCGGCAGAAGGAUUGUGAGAAGAAUCAAAGAUGACCGGACGGACCAACUCCGUAGCCUGCCUGCCUACACAGAGUUGCCAUGUACCGGUAGUUGUGGACGCGAUGCGAUACCCAUAAGUUCAAUCCAACAGGCGGUAAAAGUUGACGAGGGUAACAUUGUUUCACACUGCCCCGAUUGGUAAAAUACAGAUCGUGUCAUUCAGGACAGACAGACAAGCAGGCAGGCAGGCAGGCAUCUGACUUAUCGAAGUCUGGUUCGUCUACAGCAAACCGUGCGUAUGACAAACAAACCAACAAACAGAAACCUUUUGCUUCCAGCUCAUUUCAACUUUCGUCUAAACACCAGAACCGGCCAUCGUCACUGACUUAGGGCGUGGAUAUCGACGGGCCUAUGUCUCGAUCCGCCUCUUUCUGGUGCAUUGCCUGUGGCAAAACCGCUUCCACAUAUUGAAUAGUGCCCUGCGGCUGAGGACCCUGGAUCACCACGCGCCUAUUAGUGUCGGCGUACCGUGGCCAUGGAUGCGAUGCCUACCUUAUUUCGAAUGGCCCCAAGUUCCUGAGUCAACUUAACAAGCAUGCACGCCACUUUGCAUGGGCCUCGGAUAUGUCAAGGCUUUUGGGCUUGGUGGAACGUCCAAGUUAUCAGUUAGUUCUACUCAAAUGCCCCUGGUAGACCCGGCCUUUCUUUGUCGGAAUCUGUUUGCUACAGUCUUUGUAUAAUCCCAUUGCCAAGCUUUUCCAAGGGUCUCCAUGAGUCCUAUGAUCGAACUUUCUCUCUGACAGCACAUCUGAACUGUCCUCGUCUUGAGGGCCAUCAUGGUGGACAGUGUGCCUGUGCUGUGGCUGAAUGAAGGUUCUAUUCUUCUAGGGCCUUUGGGUUUGUCCUUUCUUGCCUAUAGCCAUACCGAGUUGAGCGAAUCACCAAGUUUUGCUACAUUUAUCCUCCCGAAUAGAAGCACCGGCUCAAGCGCCUACUGUUGACACAUGUUUGGGCCACGAGAAAUUCCUCAAUUCGACACAACCUUUCGAUCGUCUAAGCGAAGGGUCAGAUGGUGACACCGAAACUUAUCGAUGGCCGACCUCGGCGUAAUAGAAAGUAAGAGAGGGGACGACACGCACGACUUUGAUCCCACAGUCCCAAUAGAUUCAGAGGCCCACGUAUCGCCCACUUGGCUUGUGGUGUUGUGGGGGAUGGCAUCACAGACCCGUUGUUGCUGUUGUCUCUGACGCUCGUUUAUGACGCUCGCUUAUGGCUGACGAUUUAGCAACUGUACCUAAGGGAAUGCGGAAUAUUACAAUGGCACGCUAAUGGCACAGAAAUCUGCGUGAUCGUCGCCUUCGUCAUGUAGUUCUUGGCUCACGCUUCUCUCGAGACUGCCCAAAAGCACAAAGAACCCAUCAGGUCUUGUCUUCUCAGGUUUGUGAUUAUUUACAAGCCACUCGCAGCAUACCCCGGUUGCUGUCUGUGGCAGACCAGAGGUUAACACGCGAAAAUUUGUGAUAACACGCAAAUGCAAGCCUCGUAAGCAAGGGAGUCUAGAGGGUGAUUUAUGUUUUCUAUAAAACAGUCACAAUAAACACCAAGCCUUAUCAUGGGCUAGGCACCUAAUCACGAACAUGCUUCAUGAUACAGAACAGAGAAAAUUGGCUAACGAGAAUUGUAUUUAUGUACUUAUUCAUCCAGCACUGCGGCUAGGCUAGAUCAACAGUCGUUCUUUCGUGGAUCAAAUAAUAGCUAUAACUCCGACAAUGAAUGCAAUGCAGUGGUAUCUCACCCGAAACACUUUUCCCCGGUACUGUCCCCGGUACUGUCCCC